CGAAAGCACUGGCAAAUUUUGCAUAGAUAUAUGUGUUGUAGUCCAGUUUCCCCUCUCCACCCCCACAAAAUAUCCUCUCAAAACAAUUUAUAUUUGACUAUGCCAUAGAUCAUCUUUGAAAUUGCCAAACACCAACAACAAUCGCAGAGACAACAACAGAAAAAAACACACACACACACGCAUACGAAUACCCCCAACAACAAUAACAAAACAUGAAAUUAUUUUUUACAGGAUAUGAAGGAAAAUUAUGAAAAUGCUUAGGAAAAUACAAACAUCCGUGAUUUGCAUAUGAAUGCAGACCAACAAAAGGGGCGGAGGGCCAAACAGCGGAUGUUAAUAACAAAUAACCAAAAUAAAUAAACAAACAAACGAAAGAUAAACAAAUAAACCAAAAAAGUUGAAUACCAUUCUAAAACAGCAGCAACAACAACAACAACAACAAGUGGAUGAUGCCAACAACACCAACUAACUAAUAAAAGUAUUGCAAAUAAUUCAUAUAUCCGGUUUUGUAUAACGGAAACGGAUAUAACUGUUCAAGUUCGGACGUGUGCAAGUUACACAAUUACAUCGACACGAAGCACACACACACACACACAAACACAGACUGACACACUUGGCACGCCCACACACGUACAUAACAUUAGCAAAGGUGUAAACGGUGUAACUGGUUACAGUGCCAACACAACAGCUACACCAACAACCUGAGUAGCAACUCCUCUUACAAGGAAACAGGACAGGACAGUGUUGUACAGCGAAAACAUCUCCCAGCAGCUGUGGGAACGGAAAUGCAUACAAAGUGCCGCAUUUAACAAUGGAAAUCGAUGUAAAUCUCCAUAAGCCACCAAACACCAUAGAACUCAAGACCAUCUCGGCCGGCAGCUACAGCUAUGGCCAGGGUCACGGUGGCACCAGUCGCAACAACGGCAGCAAUAACAACAACAGUCAUUCCUUCAACAAUAAUAACGGGCAGAACCACCAGCAGGCUGGACUGCUACGCAGUGUCCCGCAAACACCACCAUUAACAUCAGAUCCUGCUGUAACUCCCGGCUGUUGUGGUAUUCUCUCACGUCUUUUGUGCUCCUCCAGCAGCAAUUGCGGCAAGACGGCUACAUCCAGUGCUGACUUCAACACAAUUCCAUUCAAUGGCACAGAAGCCCUCUAUGGCGGCAUUGGCAGCAGUGGGGGUGGUGCCACCACCCAGCAACCUUAUCCACUCUAUGCCAAUCUUUUGAAGAAGGGCCAGCAGCAUCGUCGCACUCCGCAAGAAAUCUAUUUUGAGAGUCGUGGCAAAUCCUGUAAGAAGCUAUUGAAAUUCAACGGUAGCUCCAAUAAGAUUCUACUCUAUCCCGAAGAAGGAUGGGCUCGCACCGCCUCAUCGUCAUACUGGACGAUAACCCCUUGCUGGUGGCAGCCGAAUCGGUGUCGAAUUGAGGAGUUUGCCGGCACCCAGCGACGUGUCACCAAAGCCAAAAUGGUUCAGCUCGAGCAGAAAGGUUCUCUGCUGAUAGUUGGUCAUUUCCGGAGCAAAGACUCGUCGUCGUCGUCAUCAGCAUUCUCGAAUUCGGGAGCUGUGUCAACAUUCUCAACCACAUCAUCAACGUCGUCGUCGGGGAGGUCGCCAUCCGCCGCAGCAGCACCAAAGGAUAACGACGAAUUCAAAUUGUAUUUAAGUUCAAACAUCUCCAUGGAGGACUACAACAUGGGUUACUGCCUGACGGGAUUCGUUGAACGAAGAUGUCAGCAGACGAACACAUUCCAAAUGACACAUUUUGCCGUUAUUAAACGUCAAUGGCCGUCCUUAAUACACACCCAAACGCCAGCCAGCAAAGCCAGUCGCGUGUUCUGUACAAGUGGUGGUGGUGGCAGCGGCGGCGGCUGCGGCAGUGGGGGUGGUGGUAGCAAACGUCGUGAUACAUCAGUAAAGCCAACGUAAUUAUAGUAUUUAAAUAGGAUUUUUCUAUUUUGCAUAUUUAUUGCUUUUACAACAAAAAUAAAAACAACAACAGCAACAACAAAAACCAAAAAACACAAUGACGAUGUAAAUUUAACUAAAACGCAUAACAAAGAGAACAAAAACAAGCUACCCUAGCAUAAUUCUAAGAAUGAUGUCUAUUUUGUGUGCAAAAGCAAAAGCGAAAAGAAAAUGAGAAAAAUAAAUCAAAAAAUAAAAAACAAAACAAAACUACUCCUUAAGGCCAUCUCCCGAAAAUAGUUGAUAAGACUAGAAACUAAAACAAAAUGUCCACGGCAACAGAGUCCAUUUAGACAUUUGAUAGCUAAAUUGAUAUAAAAAAUGCUUAGUUUAUUAAAAUAUUGAAUAGGAAGCAGCAGUAACAACAACAACAGCAACAACAACAAAAGCAAAUGUGGAUAUUAAGAGCAUAAAACAAUUACCAGUGAUGAUGAAUCGUUAGCUAGACUAAGUGCUAAAUUGCUUCAAAACGAAAGCCGAUAGUAUUGAACAUAAACUUGCAACUUAUGGACUAGCACACAAACACACACACACACACCCGCACAUACCAGGGACGUACACAGAAAUGGAUUUUCGUGGGGUCUCAAUUAGUAAAAUCUUAAGUUUUCCAAGUUAGGUUCUCAAAAAUUGCAGAAAAGAAGUCAUUUGGGAGACUCACGUCUCUGACUACGUCCCUGGCCGUUACACACAUCUAUUGAACCAAUCAUACUCAUACAUUGUCAUUACCCUCAUCAUUGUCAUCCUCACUUGCAUGUCUUUAAGCUUCUUGAUACAUAUGUAUGAGUGAAUUUAUAUUUUGGUGUCUCACUUUGCAUUUGAAAAUUUGAUACAGCAAUUUUUUGCCUUUCCAAUAUUUCUUUAAAUUAAUUUCACAGACUUUUCGGAAAUGUCAGAAAACUACAUCAGAGCAUUUUCCUCCUUUAGCUAAGCCACAAAUAUGCAGUUGCCUGCUUGACUUUUUCUUUAUUGAAUUUAUUUCAUUGCUUAUUUUUUUCUUACUUUCGGUUUGGUUGAAUAAUUUAAUCUUUCAUUUUUCACACUUCCGAGCCCGGGCUGCCAUUUGUCGGUUAUAUAGCAAGGUGUUCAUAUUCUCAUAUUUUGAAGAGAUUUCUCAAAAAACUGCAGAGCCAGCAAUCGCAAUUCAGUGUAAUUCUGUGGAUAGUGAAGUUUCUCCUAUGCUAUUUGGAAAGAACUUAUUCUAGUAGGGCUUCUCCUUCGUUUUCAUGGAAUAAUGAAAUAAAUAUGGAGGCAAUAAGACAACGUGCAUCUGUAUAGCCAAUUAUCUGCCUGAGAAGCCGGUGCCAAUUGCGAACUGAAAAUACAAAUUUGGUUAAUUUCGUUGAGAAAUGUGACUAAAAUACCAAAUAUCGGAAGAUACCAUUAUAUGGAGAAUCUACGCGAAUGGGGGUCUGUAUUGGUAAUUGUUCAGUCCUUGAAAGUAGUACCCAUUAUGAAAUUCAAAUACAAAAUUUAAAACAAUUUAGGCAAAAUUGUGACAUAAAUCAUCAAAAUAUCGAAUAUUGUCACGUACAGAUAUAUGGGGGAUAUUCGAAAAUGUGGAUAUUUUGCUGUGAGAGAAGUUAGUGGCUACUAUCAACGCCAAAUACCAAUUUCGAAGAAAAAAAAUCAGGGACAAUGUUGCUAAAAUCUUUAGAUUACCGAAUAUAGGAGGAAUCCGUGGUAUGGGGGCUGUAUGGAGACGUAGACCUGUGUGACCUCCAAAUACCGUAUUUAAAAAGAUUCUGGUGAAAAGUGUGAAUCAAAUUAUCAAAAUUCCGAAUAACUGGAGGUACAAUUAUAUGGGGUUUAUACCAAAACUUUGGCCUGUGUGUGCAGUGUUCUGCAAGAACAUACUCGAAAUUAAAACUAGCAAUUUACAGAGAAUUAGGUUUGAAAUUGUGACUAAAAUGUAAGGUCUAGCAGUACAGUUAUAUGGGGGCCAUAACAAAACGAGGACCAAUUUCAAUACCAACAAUUCCUCGGAACUAAAAUACUUUUGACUGAAAUUAUGUCCACCAACCUCAUUUCGUUCGAUUUCCACAAUCGGACAGGCAGACGGAGGGACAGGGCUGGUCAAGAAUUUGUAUGUUUAUAUAUUCUGUAGGGUCUGAAAUGCAUCUUUUGAGGAAUUACAAACAAAAUGACAAACUUAAUAUACCCUCCACAGUAUGGAGAAGGGGUGUAAAAAGUACAGGAAGAAAACAUUAUUUUAAUUUUAAAAUUUUCUAUGAAAAAUGGAAAAUGGCAACACUGUUUCCAAUUCAUUUGGUAGUUGGAAAAUACAUUUCUUCGAUUUGUGGUUGAAUGGAUAAAAAUACCCAACAUACCAAAAUGGCUUGAGAAUAAUAUUACAUUAAGCUUAUGAACAUAAGCCUUAAGCUUGAGAAAAUCUUGAGAAAACAUUGAAAAAUGUUUGUGUAACAAGUAUAGAAUAAUCGAAACGGAACCCUUAUUUAUAAGCUUAUACUUGAAAUUGUAGAAUAAGCUUACAAAAAUAAUAUUAUAAUAAGCUUAUUUUUGUAAUAGUAUAUAAUAUUAUUAUUUUUUUAAUUUUUAAUCAUUUUUCACAUUUUUUUCUUAAUGGACAUCCCAGUAGUCUCUCCCUCAUGUGGCCUUGAUAC
Molecule: messenger RNA, 4593 nt
Organism: Musca domestica (house fly)
Lineage: Eukaryota; Metazoa; Arthropoda; Insecta; Diptera; Muscidae
Exons: 2
Coding region: 812-1933 (373 amino acids)
Source: RefSeq, a predicted model, not a curated record